CCACAGUCAGGCUGGCGUGAGUGUCUCAGGUUUCACUCACCGUGCAUAGUGAGUUCUUUUUUCCACGAUAUACAGAGCAAGAUAACGACUUGAUUGCUAAUCCAUACGCGAGGUUUGGAAUAAGUAAAAUUGAACUGCCGUUUCAUGAUUCAUUGCCUUUUGAGCUACAAAUUCUAAUUCAUUUUCCGUCAUUCUACAUUCAACAAAAAAUUAUUGCGUAGGCUGUGCAGAUGAAGUAAACUAGAGACCUUCAUCAUGCUGACGUCGGCGACGGCCCUUAUCACUGCCGUCAUGCUGGGCUCCUGCAUCGCCUACAUCAAUCCAGGCUGCAAACUUGUCUACAUCACAUACAUCACAGACGACUGUGUCAUGUCGCUGGAGCUACAAGGCGACAUGCCGUCAUGGCUGCCGCGCGAGGACGUGGCGACUGAGAUUCUUAACGUCAACUACACCUUGUUGGUGGACUUUGCAACCAAGCAAGUGUGCCGUUGCCAGCCUCCAGCUGUCAGCAAAAGCUGUCCCGUCAGCCUGAGCGACGCUGUCAGUCGACUCCUGUCAGCUUGCCCGCUGGUUGCCAGCACUGUGGCGUACAACGCACCUUAAUGCCAGCACUGUGACGUACAACGCACCUUAAUGCCAGCACUGUGGCACACAACGCACCUUAAUGCCAGCACUGUGGGACACAACGCACCUUAAUGCCAGCACUGUGGCACACAACGCACCUUAAUGCCAGCACUGUGGCACACAACGCACCUUAAUGCCAGCACUGUGGCACACAAUGCACCUUAAUGCCAGCACUGUGGUACAGAACCUCCUUUUAAUGGUUAUUACUAUCAUAAGUACAACAUAUUCCAAAUAUUCAUAAGUACAACAUAUAUAUUACUUCUCCUAGGUAUAAAUGUUCAGAUGAAUGCCUGUACUCACAGACAGUGAAUGCUAUUCCAACAAUCGGCAGACGAGUGAUGGUGCAGUUACCUGGGAUUAUCAGCCAAGCUUCGACAGAACUGUAAUGUUUAAGAGAAAACGGUUAGGAAAUUCUGGUCUAGCAUUGCUACUAACAAAUAAAAUCACUAUCUGUCAAAAUUUGGUCUAUCGUUGUGACCAAUCAUAUUUUGAGUUCUUGUCUGUCGUUCUGACUAUCUGCCAAUUUGAUUUCUAGACUGUGUCGUUUUAAUUGUGAUUUUUAUCAGAGAAUAUCAU
Messenger RNA from Hyalella azteca, 1200 nucleotides. RefSeq lists its product as uncharacterized. The transcript is spliced from 4 exons. Bases 256 to 603 code for a protein of 115 amino acids. The record is from RefSeq and is a predicted model, not a curated record. Lineage: Eukaryota; Metazoa; Arthropoda; Malacostraca; Amphipoda; Hyalellidae.